Messenger RNA from Bufo gargarizans (Asiatic toad), 3755 nucleotides. It is a transcript of the gene BCO1, whose product is annotated as beta-carotene oxygenase 1. Gene Ontology annotation, molecular function: carotenoid dioxygenase activity; beta-carotene 15,15'-dioxygenase activity. The coding region runs from base 94 to 1695 and encodes 533 amino acids. The transcript has 11 exons. The record is from RefSeq and is a predicted model, not a curated record. NCBI's taxonomy places the organism in Eukaryota, Metazoa, Chordata, Amphibia, Anura, Bufonidae. Gene Ontology annotation, biological process: retinal metabolic process; carotene catabolic process.
AGCCGCCUGCACUUUGCCCAAGACAUCUCUAUAAAUAAGCUGCGAAGGUGGAAGGUGCUGGAAGAGCUGAGCCCUCCUCAGACAGGACCAGCCAUGGAGCAAAGAGAGGACAAGGUGGAAUCAGUAGUGGGUGUCAUCUUCUCCAAAAACCGUCAGGAAUGUCCUGAGCCAAUCAAAGCAGAGGUGCAAGGAUCCAUACCAAAGUGGCUGCAAGGAACUCUGAUUCGGAAUGGUCCUGGAAUACACUCUGUCGGCGAAAUGUCAUAUAACCACUGGUUUGACGGCCUCUCCCUAUUGCACAGCUUCACUUUUAGAAAUGGCGAAGUGCACUACAGAAGUAAAUUCCUUCGCAGCGACACCUAUAACUGCAACAUGGAAGCGAACCGGAUAGUGGUGUCAGAAUUUGGCACAAUGGCUUACCCAGACCCCUGCAAAAAUAUCUUCGCCAAGGCCUUCACUUACUUGUCACAUGUCGUACCUGAGUUCACUGAUAAUUGCCUAAUCAACAUCAUAAGGUUUGGAAAUGAUUAUUAUGCUUCCUCUGAAACCAACUUUAUCAGAAAGAUUGAUCCUCAGUCACUGGACACACUGGAAAAGGUGGAUUAUUUGAAACACGUGACAGUCAAUUUAGCAACUUCUCACCCCCACUAUGACAAUGAAGGGAACACUUUCAACAUGGGAACGUCUAUUGGUGACAAAGGGAAAACAAAGUACAUAAUUUUUAAAGUUCCAUCCAAAAUACCAGAUAAAGAUAAGAAGAAGUCGCCCUUGAAGAGUGCUGAGGUUCUCUGCUCCAUUCCUGCGCAUCGCCUUUUGAGCCCCAGUUACUAUCACAGCUUUGGAAUGACAGAAAAUUAUGUCAUCCUAAUAGAACAGCCUUUAAAGCUGGAGAUUGUAAAGCUGGCGACUGCGUACUUCCGAGGAGUCAACUGGGCUUCAUGCAUCACCUUCUAUAAUGAUGAAAAGACCUGGUUUCACAUCAUCGAUAAAAGGACCAAAAAGCCUGUUGGAGAAAAGUUUUACAGCGAUGCUUUGGUGUUUUACCAUCACGUCAAUGCUUAUGAAGAAGACGGCCAUGUGGUGUUUGAUAUUAUCGCAUACAAGGACAAUAGUUUGUAUGAAAUGUUUUAUAUGGCCAAUUUACGGAAGGAACUCAGUGAGGAGGCUGUAUUAACCUCAGUACCAUCCUGCAAACGGUUUGUGGUCCCCGUACACUAUGACAAGAAAGCAGACGUGGGAGUAAACCUGGUAAAGAUUCCUACGACAACAGCAACAGCGGUGAAAGACAAAGACGGCCAGAUAUACUGCCACCCAGAGACUUUAUGUGAAGGCAUUGAAUUACCUAGAAUUAACUAUGACUACAAUGGCAAGAAGUACAGAUAUGUUUACGCCUCACAUGUCGAAUGGCGCCCAAUUCCCACCAAGAUAGUGAAAUUUGAUACAGUGACAAAACAAAUGUUAUCGUGGUCCGAUGAAAUGUGCUGGCCUGCAGAGCCUUUGUUUCUCCCAGACCCGGAUGGCAAGGACGAAGAUGAUGGUAUUAUAUUAUCCUCUAUCGUAUCUUCUAACCCAAAGAAAUCUUCUUUCUUACUCGUUUUGGAUGCCAAGACCUUCAAGGAACUUGGACGCGCCAGCGUCAAUGCAAGUGUUCAUCUGGACCUGCAUGGGCUCUUUAUUCCAGACAAUAAUAACUAAACGAUGAUCUGAAGAGUCGGACCACGUAAAGGAGCCUGGUUUAAAACGUCACAAAUUUUCAUGGGACAUAGAGGACAGUGUACUUCAAGAGGUCUCUAACCUGUCACUCCGCUGGCGCAGGCUGUCAUGCGUGGGGUUGUGGCUUGGUGACAGCUGGACACCUAUUCUGUAGACUGUUUAUGUAAAACUAGAACGGUUCCCCAUAUCUUAUAAAUAACUCAUCUUGUCAAAUACCUUCUGUGGGGCUAGAAAUUUGCGUGUCCUUCCCUUCUACAAGCUUUUUCAGGCAACAAAGAGAACUCAGAAGGGUCCCAUCACAUACUUCCAUCCAACCCUGAUAAAUAUCAACCCCAGGGAGGCACCACCAAUGAGGCCAGGUGAGGCGAUCGCCUCAAGCAGCACCAGGUAGGGGCAAGAGAGGGGCAGCCGAAGGGCCAUGAGCUGAAGGGAUUAGGUAAAGAAAUUGGCAUUGGGGAGGGAGGGGUGUCAUUUCAGUUUUUGCCUCAGACACCAGAAAGGCUAGGUGCGCCCCUGACCAAACCCACCGAUUUUGGUCGGACUGGCCGACCAUCUAAUGUGCCCCUGAUGGCAGAUGUUGAAGGAAAGAAUGUUCGGCAGUGGCAUGCCGCAUCGGGUUUUCUCAGUGGAGAUUAACCGCUGCCAGAGAAGUCUGGCAACUCCUCAUUUUCCUCUCCCCAUUGAGCACACAUGCAUGCCUGGCCAAGCCAAACAGGCAUGUGAAUGAAGGGACUGAGAGGCAAAGCUGCUAUACAAGGCGAAAGGCCACCUUUAGAAUCAGGAAAAGUUGAGUUCAUAAGACGUCAACAGUAGUUUCUUGCGUGCUUCCACCAAUCAGAUGCAGCUGCACCCACCAGUCCAGCUGUUUAUAGGACAUCAUGCAGAAGCAACUAUGUCCUUUACCUCUUGAAGCAAGGAGGAGGGCCAUUUUGGGUUUUGACCUACAAGUUCUUAGGUGGGAAUACAACUGGGCCUGGAUAAGGGAGCAGAACACCUCCUAAAGCUUCCCUAACCCUCUCCCUGACUCCUAGCCGUAUGAGCUGACCUGACCUGGAUGGUAGGAGGGCUCAAACUCAGGAACCUAGGACCCUGAGUCACCCUGAUAAUCCCUCAAGAUAGGGAAAGACACGGAUGAACAGGAGUCUCACCUUGCCUAGAUGCAGGAAAAAGCAGGCUGUGCACAGCUACUGAAUUAGCAGGUAAGAACUCAGAAACAACCCGCACUUACCUGCCACGGCAACAACGAAGAACGGACCCCCAAUGCAGACAGGAUGCAUGGCAGCCCCAGCAGAGCUGCACACUGACUUAUGAUACCCUCCUCCGGGGAACCCUGACACCCCCUUACGGAGGUACAACAGACAGGGGAAAUGUCUAGCAACCAUGCUGGACUACAACACCAAACAUACCAGACAUGGAACACUAAACUAGACAUUACAACACCAACCCCUUACAUAAACCCACACCAAACAAGGAGACCUGUAAGGAAGGGUACAGAACAGAGUAACAAAGGGGAGACAUCAUGGUGACAUCGAUGUCCAACUGGACAGAUGACAUAUCCAGGACAGGAGCAACUCCAGCACACAACAUGGCUGGAGGACAACUGGCUCUAGCCUGGAAGCCCCAGGCAAUAUGAACACCAAGUGGCCACACCCAGCCAGGUAGUUAACCCCUCCAGCACCAGACAGGAAAGGACCCAGGAGAAAGGAGGAGGCACAAACAUGCAGCAAAGACACGUUGCCCAUGGCAACAAGUAUGCACAGCUAACGUGUUAUGGCGAACAACACCGCCCGUGACAGUUGCUUAGCACAGGUAAAACACUAGCACCCUUAUAAAUGUAGGCCGAUGUCUAUGUCUGGUAGUCAGACACAUAAUGGGCCUUUAUAAUAGGGAAUAGUAUGCUGUAUAUGUGACUUGUCUGUCAGGGGAUGUGGCUGUGAAUAGACACAAGGUGAAUGACGGUCUGCUGGAAGUCUAGAGAUCAGGGACACUGUAAAUCUAGGACAAUUAACAUAAUCAACUGUAUUUAUUAAUUGUAUUUAAAA